This is a messenger RNA of Helobdella robusta, 858 nucleotides long. RefSeq lists its product as hypothetical. NCBI's taxonomy places the organism in Eukaryota, Metazoa, Annelida, Clitellata, Rhynchobdellida, Glossiphoniidae. The record is from RefSeq and is a predicted model, not a curated record. Bases 1 to 858 code for a protein of 285 amino acids. The transcript is spliced from 2 exons.
AUGUCGCGAGCGGUUUGCAUUAACGAGUUAUUGUGUUAUUUAUUUAAUAAUUCUGACAAAAUUGACGAUGCGGAAUUCAUUUACGAAAUAAUGGAUUUCUACAAUUGUGAAGAUAUUAGAAUAGCAAAAAAAAUACUUACCAGCGAUCUAGAUGCGUUAAAUCUAGAAAAAGAUGAUAAAAUAAAGCCAAACAGUUCUGGAAACUCUAAAAAGGACAAGGUUAGUGAUUUAAUACUAACAAUAAAAACAAUUCUGAGCAACAAAAUUGAAAGCAAAUUGCCUCAGUAUGCUGCUCUCAACCUUUUUAAAAUUCCAAGCUCAAAAAAAGCUAAAUUUGAGUCUAUUCUUGACGAAAAGUUAAAAAAAUUAGAAGAACUAUUUAUUGAAGAAAGAAACAUCUUCCGAGAAAUAGUAAAUGAUGCGGCUAUUAACAAUAGCCCAAAAGUAGAAAGAAAGCAGCAAUCUGAUUGCAAGACCGAAUCGAGCAAGCAAUCUGACUGGUCAGAGAUUGUAAAACGUAAAAUUAAAAAGAGCUCAAAUGUUCAACACGUGGCGAAUGUUCAACACGUGGCGAAUGUUCAACACGUGGCGAAUGUUCAACACGUGGCGAACAUCAAAAUGUUGAAAACAAAGAAAAAAACACACAACACUAACAUAGCAAAUAUGAAAACAGUUAUAGGCACCCAAACUGAUAAACAAACAAAUUUGAAAGCGAUGAAACCUUCGCCAAAAAGAAAAGUUUUUUACGUUGGUCGAUUGGACCAACAAUGCACUGCAAAAGAGUUAAGCGAACACAUAAAUGGAUUGAAAAUUGAGAAGUUCUCGAAGGAUAAUAAACCACGUAACAUGAACAUUUAG